This is a messenger RNA of Cyprinus carpio (common carp), 850 nucleotides long. RefSeq names its product gastrula zinc finger protein XlCGF8.2DB-like. The record is from RefSeq and is a predicted model, not a curated record. The transcript has 2 exons. Bases 1 to 726 code for a protein of 241 amino acids. NCBI's taxonomy places the organism in Eukaryota, Metazoa, Chordata, Actinopteri, Cypriniformes, Cyprinidae.
AUGAAGUUUAGGCAAUCUAGGUGUGAGACAGGCACCAAUGUUCACACCGGAGAAAAGCCUUACAGCUGCCAACAGUGUGGAAAGAGUUUCCCUAAAAAGGAAAAACUUAAAAGGCACAUGAUAGUUCACACUAAAGAGAAGCCUUUCACCUGCCCUCAAUGUGGAAAGAGUUUUACACAUAAAAACACUCUUAAUGACCACAUAAGAAUUCACACAGGAGAGAAAUCUUUCACCUGCCAACAGUGUGGAAAGAGUUUCAUUCUAAAAAGUUACCUUAAAAGGCACAUGAUUAUUCACACAGGAGAGAAGUCUUACCUCUGCCAUCAGUGUGGAAAGAGUUUCAGUGAACAUGGAAGCCUUAAAGUCCACUUGAGGAUUCACACAAGAGAGAGGCUUUUCACCUGCCAACAGUGUGGAAAGAGUUUCAAUGAAAAAGGAAUCCUUAGAAGGCACAUGAGGAUUCACACAGGAGAGAAGCCUUACAAAUGCCCUCAGUGUGGAAAAGGUUUUGCUCAACAAGGAAGCUUUAACAGGCACAUUAGAAUUCACACUGGAGAGAAGCCUUUCACCUGCCCUAAAUGUGGAAAGAGUUUCACACUCAAAAACACUCUUAAAGACCACAUAAGAAUUCACACAGGAGAGAAACCUUUCAACUGCCAGCAGUGUGGAAAGCGUUUCAUUCAAAAAAGAUACCUUAAUGUCCACAUGAAGAUUCACACAGGAUAGAAGUCUUUCAUCUGCCAUCAGUGUGGAAAGAGUUUCAAUGAACAUGGAAACCUUAAAGUCAAUAUGAAGAUUCACACAGGAGAGAGGCUUUUCACCUGCCAUCAGUGUGGAAAGAGUUUCAGUG